GUUAACACGCAAAAAGUUUAUCCCCAGACAAAUUUAAUAACAUUUAAUUGAAAGCGUCAGAACGAAAACAAAUUAAACAUCCCACAGCCAAAAACUACACAAAAAUUGAGUCAAAACAAAUCAACGAAAUAGAUUUUGGCACAGUAUGAGCCAAAGUUUUGAUAGUUCACAUGGAGGAGGAGGACCUGGAGUUGGUUAUCCAGAGCGUCAGUCCUCGGAGGAUGUGCCCGAAUCUACAGCCACAGCAACGACAAGAACAGGAACACCAACAACAACAGCCGGAGAUGCCCGACAAGGAGCCGGAGGAGAGGAUGAUUUCACCGAUGACAACAAUUUCGAAUCGAAUUUGCGACGUCGCAAAGGCAAAAUAAUAUCCUGUGCCAAGGAGACCAUCGAGAAUGCUUCCCGCCAUAUACGCCGCAAAGUGCCGUACGCUGGUCAUUUGAUGACGCCGCGCCGGCUCUGGCUGAAUAAAAUCCCAACACAAUGUGACGUGGUCAUUGAAUUUCCCGAGGAUGCCCCGGACGAGGCACUGCGAUGGCUUCUGGCCCGCAUACGCUCCCAACCGCCUGCGGGUCUGGGCCUCCUGGUACAGGUCAAGGCGCAUGAGAGCACGCGACGGAAUGCCUUCUAUGUCAGCGCCCCCGUGAAUGUUCUUUUUAAAGCCGCCGAAGAGGCCCGCCUGCCCAAGCGUCUGCGUCCGGAUCUGGGCGGUGCCCUGAGGGAGUUUACUACCCGCGAGAGCCAUUGCUUCCAGCAGUUGAGGGGUGAUGUGGCCAGCACCGCGCUGUUCACCUCCCAGGAGCGUCAGUGGCUGGUGUUGCAGGUGCUGCAGGGCCUGCGUGCCGGCUGCAGUGACAUCGAUGCACUGCACGGACGGGCAGCCGUGGCCGAGGGCCAGAGCAUUGUUGCCGCCUGGCAGGAGUCGGGUCUAAUUACACAGGUCUUUCCGCUGCACGAACCACGUUCCUUGACACAGCUUCAGACCCACUGGGUCAAGCAGAUAUUUGCACCGCAACCUUUGGAUGACAUUGCUGCUUAUUUUGGGGUGAAGGUUGCCCUGUACUUUGCCUGGUUGGGUCAUUACACCUGCGCCUUGGGUGUACCGGCUGUUUUUGGCACAAUUCUUUACUGCAUUCUCUGGGGCAAAGGUCAGACCGCCCAGGACAUGGGUCACGUGCUCUUCUCUCUGUUCAAUGUGGCCUGGGCCUCACUGUAUCUGGAGGCCUGGAAGAGGUACUCUGUGGAGUUGGCCUUUCGCUGGGGCACUCUAUCAACUCCCCCCGAGUUACUCGAGCCACCUAGGCCUCUCUAUAAGGGCCCCUUGGAGGAGAACAAUGUCACAGGUCGCCUAGAGCCCAAAGAGGCGCCCGCCUGGCAACGUCGCGCCUUUCGCUAUCUGGUUAGCUUCCCCAUCAUAGGAUGCUGUCUCUGUAUGGUCUUUGCUGUGAUGUUUCUCAUGUUGCGCUUUCAGGACUGGUGGGACUCCAAGCUGCCGGAGGAUAGUGUCCUGUGCUGUCUCAGUGUCAUACCCAAGGUUCUUUUGGCAGGAGCCAUUACCCUCAUGGAUGAGGCUUACUUUAAGCUGGCUGUGUGGCUGAAUGAUAAGGAAAACUAUCGCCUGCAAUCGAAAUAUGAGAAUCAUUUGAUAGCCAAAGUGGCGCUCUUCCAGUUUGUCAACUCCUUUCUAUCGCUCUUCUAUAUAGCCUUCUAUUUGCGAGAUGAAGAGAAGCUCAAAGAGCAACUGGCUGGUCUACUCAUCUCGCGUCAAAUAAUUGGAAAUCUACGGGAAUCGGCCAUUCCCUAUUUCGUGGAGCAAUGGAAAUUGGCCAAAUUGAGCUUCAACAUGUGGGGUGCCUUGAGUCCCACGCAGAAUGUGACACGGAGUCUGGCCGAGGAAUUGGCCACAGCCGAGGCCGAGCUUAAGGCCGAGGCAGCUGGCACGCCCACAAAAAGCCAUCAGCAAAGCCAAGAAGCAAGUAAAAGGAAUAUUGGUCAGGCCGAGAUUGAGAGUUCGUUGUAUAAAUACGAUGGCACCUUUUCCGAUCAUCUCGAGAUGCUGGUGCAGAUGGGUUAUGUGGUGCUCUUUUCGGCUGCUUUUCCCUUGGCCGGCAUCUGUGCUCUGAUUAACAACCUCAUGGAGAUACGGUCGGAUGCGUUUAAGCUUGCACAUGUGCAUCAGCGUCCGUUUGGACAGCGUGUGGCAAAUAUUGGCACCUGGCAGAAUGCUUUGAGUAUUCUCUCCCUGGCAGCGGUCAUUGUGAAUUGUGCUCUGAUUGGGCUCUCUGGUCAGGUGUCGAGGCUAUGGCCAGGACUAACCACAGCUCAGACAAUUAUACUGAUUGUUACCCUCGAACACAUCAUGUUGGGUCUGCGGCAGGCACUCACCUGGCUGUUGCCCGAGUUGCCUUCCUGGCUGGCAGCGGAAAUAGCCCGAGCCGAGCAUUGCCGACGGGAAAUGCAAUGCAAGGGCACCUCACCACGUCCCACCCCGCCGACACCGCAAUCGACCACCUCUACGCAACCGGAACAUGACGGCUCCGGCGGGAUGUUGCAAAUGGAGAGCGGCGCCAACACCACACACGAUCAGUCCAUGGAGAGUCAGGUGGCCGAGGAUUUGCUGCUCUAUGGCCACGAGUUCUCGGCCUCCGGUUAUGGGCGCAACAUCGAGGCGGAUGUCAAUAUUUAUGAGAACCGUGAUUCAUCGCCGGAUUCCCCACCCUCCCAGACCAGCACCAUACUCAUUAGACCGCUGCACGAGUCGACACCACCGCAUGGAGGCGCCUCCCUAUCCAGUCUGCAUCAUGAUGGGAAUGGAGGAGCUUGUAAAAGUUGUGUUAGAAAAUCUCAGCACUUUAUACCGGAAAUACCACCAUUUCUUGGAUAUUCUGUUCGAAAUCUAAGCGUAUUGACCAAACAACAGCAACAAAUCGGAGCUUCCGCCAGCACGCUAGCCCUGAACUCCGCCGCGUAUGCAGCCCGGAUGCAACCAAUGCAUUUGCCAGAAAUACCGCCGUUCCGUAAGAAAUCUAGCGACUCUGCCGAUCAUACUGGCAGCAGCAACAGCAGCAGUCCGCAGCGUGCCACGAUGCGGCAACUAUCAGCGCAAUAUCAACCACAACAACAACUGCAGCAGCAACAUCAACAGAGGAUCUCGGAGAUACCACCGUUUAAGACGCGCAAAAUAUCUGCGGAGAGUGCCACGCAUUUGAACAUGAGUGACAAGCUACACAUAAAACUCCAUGCACCCGAAUGGAUGUCACGCUUAAAAGUCAACGACAAUCCGAAUCUGCAUAGAAGCAUAGAUUGUAUUGCCAAGGAACUAGGAAACAAUGCCGAAACCUCGGAUGUUUUAAAGCCCGCCCCAUCCUGGAGCAAUGUGGCCCUGAAGACGGGAGCUCCUGGCAGUAUGUUGGCCACCCCACCAGCCUCGCAGCAACAACAGCAUAUAGUGGCAUCAUCCUCCUCAUCGUCGGGCGGCGGUGGCAGCGUUUUCAGUCCCAGUGGGCCCGGACCUGGUGGAGCCGCGGGCAGCAUCAGCAAUUCCCAGUCAAGGCCCAGUGUGGGUGCCCUAUCAAAUUCCUCAUCCAGCUCAUCCCAUAAGCAGCAGAAGAAACUGGAAAAGGAGGAGAAGGAGAGAGAAAAGAAGGAGGAGAAGGAGCGAGAAAAGGAGAGGAAAGAGGAGAAAGAAAAGGAGAGAAAAGAGGAGAAAGAAAAGGAGAAGCAAAAGGAGAAGGAAAGGGAAAAGGAGAAGGAAAGAGAGAAGGAGAAGGAAAAAGAAGAGGCAGCCGCAGCCUCCACAUCAGCGGGCGCUGUAGAUGAUGAAGCCAAGGCCGCUGAAUUGGCGGCCAAGAAAUCGCGCCUCAAGCAAAAGCUGGUGAAAAGUGCGAGAUCUGUGGCUAUAUUCUCGCUAAAACUGAAGGAACGAAGACAAAGGGAGGCUGAAAAGGCAGCCACCAUAGCCGUAGAGCAUGCCAAGGCUCUGGCUAAGCUGCCGAUUCCCCAGGCAGUGGGAGGUGAACUCUCUCUUAUACCCAUCGAACAAUUGAUUCAAAUUGAGGAUCUCCAACCUGCGAUCAAGCCUGCAACAGCAAACGUAUCUACAACGACAGCACCCACAUCGACAUCGAGCCAGGCAGGCACAUCGAUGCAGCAUCACUAUCAAUAUCAACAGCAGCAGUAUCAUCAUCCACAUCCGCACACAGAUGACUAGGCUUCUCAAAAGUAGAGAUUGAUUAGCAGCCACACACAAACACGCACUUUGUAAAUAGUUUUCUAUGCACCCACUCUCUCCAUCUACUUAGCUGAGUUUUAGUCAAAGUUACCGAUGAUACUCGUAUGUGAGCAAAUUUGCUGAAUGUGUGUCUUGUCCAGAGUUGGAAGCAACUAAUUAACUAAACCUAGUAGUAGAAAGCAAAAGAAAUCUAUCUAAAGCUAUCAACAGAAAGCGAAGAUGUUGAAGGAAAUCCAUUUCUAUAUCAAUUUUGUGUGGAAUUGCUAACUGAAUGGAUCUCUAAACACAAUGCCAUAGUAUUUUGCACCCACUGUAAUCGAAAUCGCAGAAAUCUUAGCCAAAAAAAAAAAGCAAACAAAUACCAAACAUAUUUGAAGAAGAA
Drosophila persimilis is the source of this 4616-nucleotide messenger RNA. It is a transcript of the gene wwk, whose product is annotated as anoctamin-8. Gene Ontology annotation, molecular function: chloride channel activity. Gene Ontology annotation, biological process: chloride transmembrane transport. NCBI's taxonomy places the organism in Eukaryota, Metazoa, Arthropoda, Insecta, Diptera, Drosophilidae. The record is from RefSeq and is a predicted model, not a curated record. Gene Ontology annotation, cellular component: plasma membrane. The coding region runs from base 146 to 4213 and encodes 1355 amino acids. The transcript has 17 exons.